Messenger RNA from Impatiens glandulifera, 1737 nucleotides. Its product is annotated as transcription initiation factor IIA large subunit-like. Gene Ontology annotation, cellular component: transcription factor TFIIA complex. The record is from RefSeq and is a predicted model, not a curated record. The coding region runs from base 226 to 1437 and encodes 403 amino acids. The transcript is spliced from 11 exons. NCBI's taxonomy places the organism in Eukaryota, Viridiplantae, Streptophyta, Magnoliopsida, Ericales, Balsaminaceae. Gene Ontology annotation, biological process: transcription by RNA polymerase II; transcription initiation at RNA polymerase II promoter.
GUUCCGCCCUCCCUCCUCUCUUCGCCUGUUUUCCCCCAUAUCUCUUCUUCUUCCGUCGUCGUCGUCUCAAGCUCUCUCACUCCUGUAGAGACCAGACCUACCUUGAUCCAAUUCUUCUUCUCCACAAUCCACAUCCGAUCUUUCUCACCAUCAUUUGCAGAUUCAUUCGUUUUUCAUUUUCCUACAAAUACCCAACUAACUAAGAGAGGGUCGUCCAACUCCGAUAUGGCGACCUCCGCUACCAGUACUGUCUACAUCCAGGUCAUCGAGGAUGUCAUCAACAAGGUCCGGGACGAGUUCAUGAUCAAUGGACCUGGGGACAGUGUUCUCAGCGACCUUCAAGGAAUUUGGGAGCUGAAGAUGAUGCAAUCUGGAGCUAUAGUGGGUCCAAUUGAUAGGACAAAUAUUCAGAAAUCAGUACCAGGAGGUCCUACUCCUGUUCACGAUCUCAAUGUACCAUAUGAUGGAACGGAUGAAUAUGAAACCCCAACUGCUGAUAUGAUUUUUCCUCCAACACCACUACAGACUCCUUUGAUGGGAAUGACCCCAACGCCAUUGCCUGGAACUGCCCAAACUCCUUUACUAGGAAUUGCCCAAACGCCUCUACUGGAAUCAACAGACAGCCCAAUGUACAACAUUCCUACUGGUACUCCUCCCCUAUCUUCAAGUGACUAUCAUUCCUUGAACGAAAAUGGUAGUAGUGUCCACGAGAAGAAACUUGGGAGGUCCCCAUUUAUGCAACCACCUUCUGCCUGGAUGAACCAAAGGUCCUCAGUAGGCGUUGAUGUUAAUGUUGCAUAUGUGGAAGGUCGAGAAGAACUAGAAAGGGGCACGUCCAAUCGACCCGCAACCCAGGACUUCCUCACUGGCAAGCGGAAACGUGAUGAUAUUGCUUCUAAAUAUAAUGGUGGUGGCAGAUACAUACCGCAACAAGAUGGCGCAGGAGAUUCUAUUCUCGAUUCUCUCAAGGGAAGCAAGUAUGAAACAAUUGAAUGUGAAUUUGUGGGUUAUACUGGAGGGGCAAGGUUGUUGUCUUCAAGGAUUCCUCAACUGGAUGGACCAAUUCCUGAUCCUUUUGAUGAUAUGCUCUCUACUCCUAAUAUAUACAAUUAUCAAGGCACUGUUAGUGAAGAUUACAACAUAGCCAAUACACCAGCACCACAUGAUCAAGCCCCUACACCUGCUAUAAUAGCUCAAAAUGAUGUUGGAGAUGAUGAUGACGACGAUGAUGAGCCAUUGAAUGAAGAUGAUGAUGAAGACGAUUUGGAUGAUGUUGAUCAAGGAGAAGAUGUCAACACCCAACACCUGGUUUUGGCAAAGUUUGAAAAGGUUACACGCACUAAGAGCAGAUGGAAGUGCACUCUGAAGGAUGGCAUCAUGCAUUUGAAUAAUAAGGAUAUUCUAUUCAACAAGGCAAAUGGUGAGUUUGACUUCUGAUUUUGGUGGGGAAGAUGAUUUACUUAAUCUCAAGAGACAAUAAUAGUUUUACCGAGACAAGAAUGAAUGUCCUUGAAUGAAUGAAAGUAGCGAGGGAGGGAGACGAAAAGUUACGUACCUUAGACCGAUUUUGUUUUUUGGUGCGUAAAAAACCGAAUGAAUUAGUUGGUUGAUUUUGUAUAUACAAGUAAACCCAACAGUUGGAGCCAUAUUUUGCCACCCAAUUUCUAAGUCCUCUUUGGCUUUGGCUUGGCUUAGUGGGUGUAAUUUUUGACCUAAUCUUUUUCUAUAACUGUUGAA